CAUUGACGGUGCUCGUGGUUCAGUGCAGUUUGCUUGUUUUUUGCGAGAAGGCUCACACGGAGAGCUUGUAGCGACGACGGAGAGCUUUUCCAAAUAUGCAUAAAAGUUAGGUGUUUGAUUUGCAUCGAAAUAAACUCUAAGACAACACCGUACAUUGAAUUUUGUGUGCAAGCCGCUCUGGUGUGAUAAAGGAGAGAAAAAGUCACCGAAUCAAAGCACAUUCCAUUGAAAGUGAAUGGAUCUCUCAGUGCUGUGUUUCUCCAUCAAAAUUCAAAGUGUUUGAGUGAAUUUAUUGAUUUUUUUUACAUAAUUUGCCCUCACCUGCACAAAGAAAAGUUCGCAUAACUUUUUAAAGGUAUUUUUCAAAUAAAAAUUUUCCAACAUCUCUUCAUCACGCUUAAACACUGCAUUGUGGGAGCUUUUUGGGGUGAAGAGUGCAAGGAAAAUAGCACAUCGUGCAAUAGCAGCAUCAAUGUGAAUGCCAUAAAAGAGGCAAGAAAAAAUAAAAUAUAAAAUGAAUGGAUAAGUGUUGGAAAAAUUAUUGAUUCACUCUCAAACCGUGUGCUCAAGCCCUUGCCCCAAUUUAUAUCUCUCUCUCGCUCCACUCUCAUUCAUCUCUUGCACAAAACCUCGCCGAGCAUCAGGUUUGGAAAACGAUAAAUUUUCACCUGGCAAACAUCUUCGCGCAGGAGAAUUUUUAAAAAGCAUAAUUUAGUGUGUGUUUUGUGCAUGUGAGAGAGUGUGUGGAAAAUGUAAGUGGGUGGCCUUAUGUUGCAUUUGUAAGAAUAUAGUAAUAAAAAAAAAGUGAAAUCAUCCCAAGGAAUUUCCUUCAGCGAUUUUUCUUUCAUACCUUUUGCAAAAAAAUAAAUUUCCUCUGUUUAAGAACAGAUACCAACCAGGUGAGAGUAUAAACAUUCGAGUGUGAUAAACUGUCUGUACGCACAUGUGAAAUAUAUAUUCUAUAUAAAAUCAUAUACAAUCCGGAAGAGAAGAAGUUGCAGAGCAAGGAAAAUUGUAUCAUAUGGGUGGCAGGCAAGAUGUAAUUGCAACGAUCAAUUCGCAACCUGUCUUAUGAGAGUCACAUUUGUCCUCGUGGCUUUUAGUACCUGCUUCUCUCACUCAGAUUAAUUCUAUACUCUGUGCGAAAUACCUCGAAUAUGGUUAUUAGUUACCUCUCGGCACACAAAUGAUACACAAAGAAUCAUACGCACAAAUGCUUCAGCUGUCUCACACAAAGUCAAUAUUAUGUCGAUAGAGCGAUUUAGAAGUGAGGUGGAAAAAAAGAAGAUAAAUAAAUAGAAAAUCAGAGACACGUGCAAAUUGGAGCGCCGAUUUGGACAAUUGGCAAAAGUUAAUAGCAAAAACCUCUUUGCAAAUUAACUGAGCAAAUAAGAAGUCCAUCAAUAUACACAGCACUCCCCUCAAAGAGACGCGCGUGCACAUUGAAAUAAAAUGAUUUGGUGCUACUUGAUUGGAGCUGCUCUCGGUGGAUUCCUCCUUGCCCAUGGUAUCCUCGAGAUUCACUACUUUCUUCGAAUGUGCCUAGCUGUUUGUCUGGCUAAAUGCUUCAAGAAGAAAGCCCAUAUAAUGGACAUGACUUCAGUUACCGGCCUGUGCAUAACAACGGACAUUGACACGCUUCUCUUUCACAUGAACAAUGCUCGUUACUUUAGAGAAUUAGAUUUUGCCAAAGCAGAUUUUUACGAAAGAACAGGACUCUACAGGACAAUUAAGAAGAAAGGAGGAUCAAUAUUUCAGGGUGCAGCUACAAUUAGAUACCGAAGAUUCAUCAAGACUUUUACACGCUUCAGAAUCACAACGAGGAUCGUCUAUUGGGAUGAAAAAUCAAUAUUUAUGGAGCAUAAAUUCAUCUCACCGUCUGAUGGUUUUGUGAGAUGUGUUGUUCUAUCGCGGCAGCGGGUCGUGAAUUUGCCUGUGGAUGAUCUCAUGAAUGAACUCUUAGGGAAAACAAUGAAGAAGCAGACACCAUUCGAUAGACUGGAAAAUGGAAAUGCUGAACAUGCCAAAAUUAAGCCAAGCAUUCCACUUGAGGUGGCUAAAUGGAUGGAAUGGAAUGAAAUUUCCAGUGCUAAUCUACGAACUGAUUCAUGAAAUUCAGCCCCAGUGUGUGCCACAGCCACAUAAAAUAUAAGAAACUGCGAGGGAAUCAACAAUUUUUAUAAUCUUGCCUUCCCUCAAACAAAAAAAAACGCGCCAAAACAGCACUUAGUCGAGUCACCAAAGCCCCAGUGUGCCCUCAAACCAUGUGUCUCAACUUAAGGGGAAUAGAAAGUUUUAUUGGAGACUUUUUUUAAUUAAUUACAUUUUAAAAUCACUUUUAGAUCAUUUCUUCGAUGUUCGUUUUAAGAAUUUAAUUGACAUUAUUGAAAUAAUUUUUAAGAACUUUCUUCGGUAGGAAAAUUCUAAAUUUUAAUUCAUUACGUUUUUUGAAGAACAGACAUUUUCAAUGCCAUUUAUCUGUUUUGUUAAGGAAAAGUUCUAAAGAGUGUGAUUUGCAUUAUCCUCGUCUCCAGCAUAACUUUUUAAGCUUCUUUAAGAGCUCUCUUAAGAUCACUUUCAUUGCAAUUUUCAUGUGAUAUUAGAGAAGAUUUUAGUUUGUAAUUAUUUUCUUUAAUUUUUAAACACUUUCCGUCCACCAUUUGCACUUUAAUCAUUAAAAAGCAAUUGCCAGAGAAGAGUAAUUGCAUUUUUUUUACGGUGAAAGCGUUACCAAAAAAAAAAGUCAUUUGCAGUAAUAUAAUUAUGGAUGUACCAACAUAAAAAAAUAUCACGUCGUUUUUGUACCAAAAUAAAACAACAAUAGUGAAAAAAAAAUAUUGUGGUUGUAGAAUUAUAUAAAUUUAAGCAUAAAAAAUAUUCUGUAGUGAAGAAAAACAGAAAGAAGAAAAACGUGGAGUUUUUUUUUUGGAAACUUGCUGUAGAAGGAAAUCAAUAAAUGAUUAAUUGAAAUUCACGAAAAAAAAAUGUAAAACACGCAAAGAAGAAAUGGAGAAAAAGCUGAAUGUUGUUUUGUGAACUCAAAGUUCAGAAUAAAAUGUAAAUUGAGUGUUAAAGUGGACAAUUUAUGCGUUGAAUAAAAAAUCUGCUUGGUCACAAAGGCAA
Messenger RNA from Lutzomyia longipalpis, 3123 nucleotides. RefSeq names its product protein THEM6. The transcript has 4 exons. Lineage: Eukaryota; Metazoa; Arthropoda; Insecta; Diptera; Psychodidae. The record is from RefSeq and is a predicted model, not a curated record. The coding region runs from base 1453 to 2112 and encodes 219 amino acids.